Striga asiatica is the source of this 1773-nucleotide messenger RNA. The record is from the annotation of a GenBank genome assembly. NCBI's taxonomy places the organism in Eukaryota, Viridiplantae, Streptophyta, Magnoliopsida, Lamiales, Orobanchaceae.
UGAGUUUAAUAUUGACUAAACCAAUAGGAGCCGUUGGAUCACCGGCGGCUCUAUAAGUUUGAUAUCAUUUUCAAAAACUCCCAUUUGAUUGUAUUACUAUGAGCUAGACGCGUUUUCUUUCCCCAUUACCUCUUACUUUCCCAGUAACACCCUCAUCCAAAAAAUUCCACUUCAAUUAUUCAUUUAUUUAUAUAUGCACUCUCAUAAUCACACACUUGUAUAGUUUUAUGAUCUUCAUGCACAUCAAUUCUCUUUUAUAGUUGCAAUAUUGCGAUAAACCUAUUGAUAAAAAAGAAUGGCAGACAUGGGAGGCGCCGGCGGCCAGUAUCCCGAUUUUCCGGCGGUGGCCACACACGGAGGACAGUAUAUUCAGUACAACAUUUUUGGUAACAUGUUCGAGAUCACCGCCAAGUAUCGGCCUCCGAUAAUGCCUAUUGGCCGCGGAGCUUACGGCAUAGUCUGCUCGGUUUUGAAUACGGAGACGAAAGAGAUGGUGGCAAUCAAGAAGAUUGCGAAUGCGUUUGAUAAUUACAUGGAUGCCAAGAGGACCCUUAGGGAGAUCAAGCUUCUUCGCCACUUGGACCAUGAAAAUGUUUAUGUGAUCCCUCCCCCUUUAAGAAGGGAAUUCACAGAUGUCUAUAUAGCUACAGAACUUAUGGACACCGAUCUCCACCAAAUCAUUCGUUCUAAUCAGGGCUUAUCCGAGGAGCAUUGUCAGUACUUCUUGUACCAGCUCCUUAGAGGCCUCAAAUACAUACACUCGGCCGGCAUUAUACAUCGUGACCUGAAACCCAGCAAUCUAUUACUGAAUGCUAAUUGUGAUCUCAAGAUAUGCGACUUUGGUCUUGCUCGAUUGAACUCGGAAAACGAGUUCAUGACCGAAUAUGUGGUGACGAGAUGGUACAGGGCUCCUGAGCUGCUUUUGAAUUCAUCUGAAUAUAGUGCAGCCAUUGAUCUUUUGGGCACACCCACAGAUGCUGACCUGGAUUCGACACGAAAUGAGGAUGCGAAAAGGUACAUAAGACAACUCCCCCAAUACCCUCGACAGAAUUUGGCAAAGAUUUUCCCGCACGUGAAUCCCAUGGCCAUUGAUCUUGUUGAUAAGAUGCUCACAAUAAACCCCACCAAGCGAAUUACAGUUGAGGCAGCUUUAGAGCAUCCUUACUUAGAGAGAUUGCAUGACUCGGCUGACGAGCCAGUUUGCUUGGAUUCGUUCUCUUUUGAGUUGGAGCACCAAGUGCUGACAGAAGAACAAAUGAAGGAGCUGAUAUACAAGGAGGCCUUGGAACUUAAUCCGCAUUAUGCGUGAUUAAUGAGAAUUAAGGUCCAUCAUGUUUUUUUUUUCUUUUGGCUAUUUAAUAAAAGACUGGAUCAGUCUUCGUGGGCUUUAGUUUGUUCUACUUAUAUUUAGGUGAUUUCAACUGUAGUGUCCGUGAACAAGUAGCCAGCUUGAAGUUCUACUCGAACGAGAAUCCAAUAUUUUCUUUGUAUAGUUCAAGGUCAUGUUCUUGACAAGUUUUAGAAAAGGUUGUUAUAUGUCUUAAACAGGAGAUGUUUUUAUCUCUGUGUUUGUUUACUUGGGUGUAUAACAUAUUGUGGGCUUCAGAUUCCCUUUUCUUUCUUUCUUUCUUUUUCCUUUUAUUUUUCCUUAAUGACUUUAUCGGCAUAUCGAAAUUGUGUUACUAUUAUGUACAGAGUGGAUGAUGUUAUUCAGACAUGUAUCUCUCGUUAUUAAUAAAGUAACAUGUACAUUCAUAAAAAUUUCAUCUUUUG